AUGUCAUUCUUUCUUCAUGCUGAACAAUUGGAGCAAGGAAAGAACACUCAGCAUGCCCCCACUUUUGGGGAGCUGGGCAGGGGCCAUGUCAUUCUUUCUUUUCUCCGAGUGGUCAAACUGAAGAAAGAGCCCCAUGGAGUAUCAGCUGGCAUUUCUCUCCAGCUAUUAACGAUUACCAAUACAGCUUCACUUCCCAAAGAGCUCUGUGUGACGCAAUGCAUGAGAAGCCUUACAGCAGAGGAAUACGCAAAGGCCUUUCAGUCAUUCCUAGACCAUUCGACUGAACACCAGUGCAUGGACCAAUUCAAUAAGAAUGAGCUGCCAAAUAUAAUAGCCAGUAUUGGAAAAGGAAAAUCCACUAUCAAUGUGCUGGGUGUGGGAAGUGGCACAGGAGAACAAGACUUGAAAAUGAUCAGAAUAAUCCAGUCCAAACGCCCAGGAGUCUUCAUUAAAAAUGAAGUCAUAGAACCCAACCCACAACAUAUUCUGGCAUACAAAGAAGCAAUUAAGAAUUCUUCUGAUCUCAACAAUGUCUCAUUUACCUGGCACCAGUUGACAUCCAUGGAAUAUGAAAAGCAGGCAAAAGAGUGGAAUGUAGGAAAGAAAUAUGACUUCAUACACCUGAUCCAGAUGCUGUACCGUGUGGAGGAUAUUGCAAAUACUAUCAAGUUUUUCCACAGCUGCCUAGAUUGUUAUGCUAAACUUCUGAUUAUAAUUUUAUCAGGUGACAGUGGAUGGGCUUCUAUAUGGAAGAAAUACAGACAUUGUCUACCCCCAACUGACAGUGGCCACUACAUCACAGCCAAUGACAUCAAAGUGAUCUUGAAGAGAAUGGGAGUUAAAUACAAGGUGUAUGAUUUCCCUUCUGUUUGGGAUAUCACUGAAUGUUUUAUUGAUGGAGACAUCACUGGAGGUCAUACACUAGACUUCCUGACAGGGACAAAGGAUUUUAUGAACACUGCACCUCCUUUUCUUAAGCAACAGCUUCGACAAGCUCUAGGCCAACCGGAAUGCAGCACCAAGAAGGACGGGAGGAUAAUUUUCAAAAAUGAUCUAAGCAUGAUUGUGGUCAGCUCCUAAUAACAGGAGAAAUAUCACAGGCUAU
Messenger RNA from Heteronotia binoei (common prickly gecko), 1105 nucleotides. Its product is annotated as carnosine N-methyltransferase 2-like. The coding region runs from base 1 to 1080 and encodes 359 amino acids. Lineage: Eukaryota; Metazoa; Chordata; Lepidosauria; Squamata; Gekkonidae. Gene Ontology annotation, molecular function: N-methyltransferase activity. The record is from RefSeq and is a predicted model, not a curated record. The transcript has 7 exons.